CAGUGUCAGCGGACAACCAGAACAGAACCACAGUUCCCAGAGUUCCCAGUGUUCCCAGCAGAGUAUCGGCGCGUGCGAAGGGCCGGAGAGUCCGGCGGGAAAAUGGCGUUCAAGCUGCUCCUGAUCGGUGACAGCAGAGUGGGGAAGACGUGCCUGCUGUUCCGGUUCAGCGAGGACGCCUUCAACACUACCUUCAUCUCCACCAUCGGAAUGGACUUUAAAAUGAAAAUUAUCGAACUGGACGGAAAGAAAAUCAAACUCCAGCUCUGGGACACAGCGGGCCAGGAGCAGCCCAGCGCGAUCACCACGGCCUAUUACAGAGCAGCCAUGGGCAUCAUACUGGUGUAUGACAUCACCAACAGGAAAUCCUUCGACAACAUCAAGAACUGGAUACGCAUCAUCGAGGAGCAUGCGUCCCCAGAUGUGGAGAUGAUGAUUCUGGGUAAUAAAUGUGACAUGAACGACCAGAGACAGGUGUCCAAGGAGGAAGGAGAGGAGCUCGCCAUCGAUUACGGGAUCAAGUUCCUGGAAACCAGCGCCAAGGGCAACAUCAACGUGGAGGAGGAAGUGGUGAGAUUAAAGCAGGGAGAGAGAGAGAGAAAGGAGGUAGAGGAGAACGACGAGGGACGGACGGACAGGAAGGGCGGAGGGAGAGAUGCCGAGGAUGGGGACGUAGAGAGCGAGAGACGAGAAUGGCUUUAG
Sander lucioperca (pikeperch) is the source of this 702-nucleotide messenger RNA. Its product is annotated as ras-related protein Rab-8B-like. The record is from RefSeq and is a predicted model, not a curated record. Gene Ontology annotation, biological process: Golgi vesicle fusion to target membrane; protein secretion; cellular response to insulin stimulus. Gene Ontology annotation, cellular component: plasma membrane; synaptic vesicle; endosome. Lineage: Eukaryota; Metazoa; Chordata; Actinopteri; Perciformes; Percidae. The coding region runs from base 103 to 702 and encodes 199 amino acids. Gene Ontology annotation, molecular function: GTP binding; GTPase activity. The transcript has 7 exons.